GAAAUUCUGCUGACAUCAUUGACUUUUCUCAGAUUCCUUUCCUUCGGGCUCCCUCUCCUCUCACUUUCUCCUUUCUCUAGUUCAUUCAGGACCCCGAGUUGGCUGUUAAUUCCUUGUUCUGUUAUGACAACAUCUAAAAAGAAGUCUGCAUAUAUUGAUCUUUGCAGGUUCAGCCUAGCCAGAUAUGGAGAGACUUAUCACCUGAUAAUGUUGGAAAUGUGACCUUUGACUUGGCUAUCUGCACUCUAAAUGAGAUAGCAAGCUAUUGAAAAUGGAAGGCAUUCGCAUCAAUAUGUCAAGCACACCUCUUGUGAAUCACUCAACUAAUUCUGAACUGAAGACAAAGAGACCUCGGGUCAUGUCAAAAAAUGGACACAGCAAUGUGAGGAUUGACAAAGUUGAUGGCAUCUACUUACUUUACCUUCAAGACUUAUGGACAACAGUUAUAGACAUGAAGUGGAGGUACAAACUCUCCCUAUUUGCUGCCACUUUUGUGGUGACCUGGUUCCUAUUUGGAGUCAUCUAUUAUGUGAUUGCAUUUAUUCAUGGGGAUCUGGAACAGAGUGAGCAUUCCCCAAAUCAAACAGCCUGCAUUAUGAAAGUCAACUCCUUAACUGGGGCAUUUCUCUUUUCUCUUGAGUCUCAGACAACCAUUGGAUAUGGUGCCCGUUUCAUCACUGAAGAGUGUCCUCAUGCCAUUUUCUUGCUGGUUACUCAACUGGUUAUAACAACCUUGGUUGAGAUCUUUAUCACUGGCACUUUCCUGGCCAAAAUUGCAAGACCUAAAAAACGGGCUGAGACCAUUAAGUUUAGCCAUUGUGCUGUCAUUACCAAGCAUAAUGGGAAGUUAUGCCUGGUGAUUCAAGUGGCCAACAUGAGGAAAAGUCUUUUGAUCCAAUGCCAGCUUUCUGGCAAGCUCCUCAAGACUCACCUUACCAAAGAAGGGGAAAUGAUACUACUCAACCAAGCAACUGUCAAGUUUCAUGUGGAUUCUUCUUCUGAAAGUCCCUUCCUCAUUCUACCCAUGACAUUUUAUCAUGUGCUGGAUGAGACAAGCCCCCUGAGAGAUCUGACAUCACAAAACCUGAAAGAAAAGGAGUUUGAAUUAGUGGUUCUCCUCAAUGCCACCGUGGAGUCCACUAGUGCUGUCUGCCAGAGCCGAACAUCUUAUAUUCCAGAGGAGAUCUAUUGGGGAUUUGAAUUUGUACCUGUGGUAUCUCUCUCAAAAAAUGGAAAGUAUGUGGCUGAUUUUAGUCAGUUUGAAGAAAUCCGAAGAAGUUCAGACUGUACAUUUUAUUGUAUAGACCCAGAAAAACAAAAACUUGAAAUGAAAUACAGAGAAGAAGAGCAGAGAGAGAGGGAACUUAGGACAAUUUUGUUGCAACAGAAUAAUGUCUGAUUACAUUGGAAUCUAAAAAUCUAACUUUACAAGCUGAUUCUCCAGAUUAUGAAAGGGUAGGAAUUUAUAGAAUGUAAGCUCUUAAAAGGUAGAAACUGUAUCACUUCUGUCUUGGUGGCUCCAGCCCCUGAUACAGUGUCUUGCACAUAGUAGGUACUUAAUAAAUGCUUGUUGAAUUAAGUCAUUCUAUCUUCUAUGAGGCUACUAAUUAUAAAUAUUUGGCAAUGACAUCAAAAAAGUCAUUAGGUAGAAAAAAUUGAUUCUUUCUUUAUAUCUGGUCAAAUAAAAUAUUUUUCUCCAUGAAAUAUUUUUCUCCACUUCCCUCCUGGGUGCACUUA
Messenger RNA from Vombatus ursinus (common wombat), 1737 nucleotides. It is a transcript of the gene KCNJ15, whose product is annotated as potassium voltage-gated channel subfamily J member 15. The transcript has 4 exons. Gene Ontology annotation, molecular function: inward rectifier potassium channel activity. The coding region runs from base 272 to 1399 and encodes 375 amino acids. Gene Ontology annotation, cellular component: plasma membrane. Gene Ontology annotation, biological process: potassium ion import across plasma membrane; regulation of monoatomic ion transmembrane transport. Lineage: Eukaryota; Metazoa; Chordata; Mammalia; Diprotodontia; Vombatidae. The record is from RefSeq and is a predicted model, not a curated record.